Molecule: messenger RNA, 2025 nt
Organism: Plodia interpunctella (Indianmeal moth)
Lineage: Eukaryota; Metazoa; Arthropoda; Insecta; Lepidoptera; Pyralidae
Exons: 1
Coding region: 74-1942 (622 amino acids)
Molecular function (GO): RNA-DNA hybrid ribonuclease activity; nucleic acid binding
Source: RefSeq, a predicted model, not a curated record
UAAUAUUUGUAAUUAUCUGUGGUCGUUUCUUACCGAGAGACACCUGUCGGUGCCAAAUGAAAAUAAGGAUAAAAUGGUUACCAGAUGGACUAAUAGAGGCUUAGCGCAAGGUGACCCUUUGUCUCCUCUUUUAUUUAAUUUGGCCACUUAUAAAAUUUGUCAGCAAAUACAAAAUGUUAUUGUUGGUCAGUAUGCAGAUGAUUUUGUAUUGUAUUUCAGUCAUAAGGAUUUCAGUUGUUGUGAGGAUGAAAUUCAAGCCGCUUUGGAUGUAACCGUAUCUCUUUUAAAUGAUUUGGGAUUGGAGCUAUCUUCAAGUAAGACAAAACUAUGUGUAUUCAGUAGAGGUCGUAGGCAGCUGGUACCCAAUGUUAAAAUAAAUUCGGUGACAUUAUCUUCCAGCGAGUGUAUAAAAUAUUUGGGACUAUGGUUGGACAAAAAACUACUGUGGAGCAAGCAUAUCAAUGAAGUAAGCGAAAAAUGUUUAAAAUUUUUGAACAUUUUAAAAGUACUAACAGGGUCAUCUUGGGGAGUACAUCCUAAUCAUAUGCGAAAAUUAUAUUUAUCACUUAUUAGAAGCAGACUGGACUAUGGAAGUGGCUUGUUUGGAAAUAGUGCUCAAACACAUUUAAAAAAAUUAGACAAGGUUCAAAAUCAGGCUUUAAGAAUCAUAGGAGGUUUCCUUAAGAGCACGCCCAUACAUGUGAUGGAGAGUGAAUUAAGUAUACCUCCCCUGUAUAUAAGAAGAGUUCAGUUGACAUACAAACAUUGUUUGAAAUUUCAAUCAAUUUCAGAAAACGAAAGUGUAAACCUUCUUGAUAAGUUAAGUACUCUGUGUCAAUUUAAAUACUGGAAGAAAAAAAAGAAACCACUGCUAGUAGAAUGUUAUGAAAAAACCAAACAUGAGAUUAUCCAUUCAUCUGCUCCUCUGGAAAUGUUUACUUUGAAUAUUUGGGUCUCAAGCAUAGAGUACAAGAUUGAGAUUAAUUUAAAAGCCGUCAAACAGGCAAAAGCGUCUUACGACGCGAGUGUCCUCAAGUUUGAAAUAAUGAAUGAAAUCCAAGAGAAAUAUUGUGGAUGGCACAUGUUGUUCACUGACGGGUCGAAAAGUGAUGAAGGGGCAGGUGCGGCUUUUUACGACUGCACCACCAAUUUCUCUGAAGGUUUUAAGGUCGAUCCCUGUCUGUCUAUAAUGUCCGUUGAACUCAUUGCAAUUUUAAAGGCAGUAUCGUACAUAAGAGGGCUGGGUAUACAAAGAUGUGUCAUCUUCACUGAUAGCAAAAGUGCGCUUCAACACCUGGCUCGAUGCGCCUCUGGAAAUAGCAGAGGUAUAUCGAUAGCCUACGAUAUUUUGGCACUUUUGUAUGAAGUAGUUCAAACCGAUGUUGAGUUAAGAUUGCAAUGGGUUCCAUCUCAUAUAGGUUUGGUGGGCAAUGAGAAGGUUGACUCAUUAGCAAAAGAAGCAAGGACCAGUGGUUCUAGCACUACUAUUUCACCGGAUUAUGUAGAAAAGUUUUCUAAAUUCAAAAAUAUUACCUACAAUUUAUGGAAAGAAUAUUUUAACCGUAGAUCAUUGGAGAAAGGAAUUUGGUAUAAAACGCUACAGAGUCAACCUCCUCAAGUGCCUUGGUUUAGUAAUGUAAAACUUAGUAGAAAUUUAAUUAAAGUAGCAUUUAGACUUCGUUCUGGUCAUUAUUUAUGUAAUAAGUUUAAAUUUAUGAUGAAAAAAUCAGAUACUCCUAACUGUGAAAGAUGUGGUGUUUUAGAAGAUGUACAACAUAUACUCAUUGAUUGUAUUAAAUAUAAGUGUGAAAGGGAUCAACUAGUGAGAGAAUUAAUGUUAAACUACAAUGAUGUGGGACUUGCCCAGUCAAUAUUGUCAAAACCUAACUCGAUAGUUGCAAGAAAAUUUUACGAGUUUGUGUUUAUAUUUUCUCAGAAGUAGAUCUCUUAAUUAGGGUACGAUAGGGCUGACAUGCCAUUAAGGAAAAAGCCCUGUAAAAAAAAAAAUAAAGAGGAAAAAAAAAA